Molecule: messenger RNA, 450 nt
Organism: Durusdinium trenchii
Lineage: Eukaryota; Dinophyceae; Suessiales; Symbiodiniaceae
Source: the annotation of a GenBank genome assembly
AUGAUCGACAUGCGCAAGUUGGAGGCAAAGGCAAAGACAGACACCAUCUCCACCAAGGAUCUUUGGGAGAAGGACGCAGAUGGAGCCAGCCUAGAGUUCUCCUCUCAAGCUCGACUUGAUGGGCAAGUUCUUCGGCUCAUGUGCACUCCUAAUUGGGGUGAUGCCAGCAGCAUGAAGCUUUACGAAGCCAAGCUCGCCGUGCAGCUCAAACCGGUCUGCAGUCAACGAGUGAAGAAAGUCAUGAGCCACAGCAAUGUGGGCAAGCAAUUGUGGCAAAAGCUGGAAGCAGCCGCGCGAAACGCUGUGUCUCCCUCAUCUGCGGCAAGUGAUGCGCUGGAUGCAGAGAAGGAGCUUUCUUCGGAAAUCGUUCGGGCCAUUGAGCAGGCAACCUCAGAGAAGUCAGUCCUCCAGUUGCUUUCGCAGGAGAUUCCAGUUUGUCAAAGCCAGUGA